GAAAUAAAAGAAGAGAAGUCUUUGUUUUGGAGGGAGCUGAGCUACUCGAGACUCUCUCCCACUGAUACCCUCUGCCAGAGACCACCCAAAACCCCUCUCUCUCCUCCUUUCUCUCUCUAUACUCAUGUUCGGAGCUAGCGGAAGCUCCUCCAGGUCCCAAAGGCCCUCCUCCUCCUCCUCCACCACCUCAACCUUUCGCUUCUCUCGCAAAUCUCCGGCGCCGGCCUCCAAACCCGCCGGACGGCCGACUACCCCUUCCGCCACGACCUCCUCUUCCUCGUCUAAGCCUCCUCCUCCUCCUCCUCAGUCUCGGCUUUCUGUUUCUCCUACCACUUCGGCUAGUCCCACUGCUCCGAUCCAGGCCAUUGACCGACCUGAGGUUAGUAAGGCCAAGGAGAAUGUUACUGUUACUGUCCGGUUCCGACCUCUCAGUGCUCGGGAGAUCAAUAAAGGAGACGAGAUAGCUUGGUAUGCAGACGGUGAUAACGCAGUGAGGAAUGAGUAUAAUCCUUCUAUUACUUACGGAUUCGAUAAGGUGUUUGGUCCAGCUACUACAACUCGCCAUGUUUACGAUAUUGCUGCUCAGCAAGUUGUUUGUGGUGCCAUGGAAGGGAUUAAUGGUACUGUAUUUGCAUAUGGUGUUACCAGUAGUGGGAAGACUCACACUAUGCAUGGAGAACAAAAGUCACCUGGUGUCAUUCCAUUAGCAGUAAAGGAUGUUUUUGGAAUCAUACAAGAGACUCCUGGGCGAGAAUUUCUUCUUCGUGUUUCAUAUUUGGAAAUUUACAAUGAGGUCAUAAAUGAUUUACUUGAUCCUUUAGGACAAAAUCUCCGAAUUCGAGAAGAUGCUCAGGGUACUUACGUUGAAGGAAUAAAAGAAGAGGUGGUUCUAUCACCAGCUCAUGCACUUUCACUAAUAGCAACUGGAGAAGAGCACAGGCAUGUGGGUUCUAAUAACUUCAAUCUGCUAAGUAGUCGGAGCCACACUAUAUUCACCUUGACUGUUGAAAGCAGUCCACGUGGGGAAAAUCACAAUGAAGAAGAUGUGACCUUGUCCCAAUUGCACUUAAUUGAUCUUGCAGGUUCUGAAAGUUCUAAAACCGAAACAACUGGAUUGCGGAGAAAGGAGGGUUCAUACAUCAACAAAAGUUUACUUACCCUUGGAACUGUGAUCUCCAAACUAACGGAUGGUAAAGCAACCCAUAUUCCAUAUCGAGAUUCAAAACUCACCCGUCUAUUGCAGUCUUCCCUUAGUGGGCAUGGACGGAUUUCUCUUAUUUGCACUGUGACUCCCGCCUCUAGCAAUAGUGAGGAGACGCACAACACAUUGAAGUUUGCACAUCGUAGCAAACAUGUAGAAAUAAAGGCUUCUCAAAAUAAGAUUAUUGAUGAGAAGUCUCUCAUUAAAAAGUAUCAAAGAGAAAUUUCCAGCUUAAAGGAGGAGCUUCAGCAACUAAGACGUGGCAUGAUGGAGAAUCCAAAUGUUGCUGGAUCUGCUCAAGAAGAUCUGGUUACUUUGAAGCUUCAGCUGGAAGCUGGUCAGGUUAAACUAAAAUCAAGACUGGAAGAGGAGGAAGAAGCCAAAGCAGCUUUGAUGGGAAGAAUUCAGCGACUGACUAAACUGAUAUUGGUUUCAACUAAGAAUGUAAUCCCAAAAAGUAUUUCUGAGCGGCCUGGUCAUAGACGUAGGCAUUCAUUUGGGGAAGAUGAGCUGGCAUAUUUACCAGAUAAAAAACGGGAGUAUGUAGUUGAUGAUGAUGCUGGAAGCUAUGUGUCUGAGAUUCCAUUGGAAGUGAGAGAUGAGGUGACUAGUCUAGAUGAGUUGGUCAAAGAUUACAGAAGGAAUAGAAAGCGCGGAAUGCUUAGCUGGUUUAAACUAAAAAAACCCGAAAAUAUGGCUGGAUUAUCAUCCACAGCUGAUAGUGAGAGCUCGGCAAGUGGGUCACCUGCAUCUUGUUCUAAAUCUUCACAGCGAGUAAUGUUUAAUGAAAUGAAGGAUGGAAAAAGAAAAUCAGUCAGUAAUAAGGGAGAUGAUCCUACCAUUGUUGACUCGUUGCUGGGAAAAACACAGGCAGGUGACUUGUUUAGUGCAGCAGUUGGUGGUCGUUGCCUACCUCCGAGUGGUACCACUAUUACGGAUCAAAUGGACCUUUUACGUGAACAAGUGAAAAUGUUAGCCGGAGAGGUGGCUUUGUCUACAAGCUCUCUGAAAAGACUGUCAGAUCAAGCAGCUAUCAAUCCUGAAGAUUCACAAAUUAGGGAAAAAAUGCAGAAGUUGAAGGAUGAAAUCAGUGAAAAGAAGCUUCAAAUACGAAUUUUGGAGCAGCGAAUGAUUGGAUCGUUUGAGAUGAUUCCACAUACAAACAGCAUUGAAUUGUCUCAGACUCUGUCCAAGCUUACUACACAGCUAAAUGAAAAGACAUUUGAGUUGGAGAUCAAGUCUGCAGAUAAUAGGAUACUACAGGAGCAACUACAGUUGAAGAUAUCAGAGAAUGCUGAGAUGCAAGAGACUAUUCUUUUGCUAAGGCAACAGCUCAAUUCUUUAUCAGAUAAGAGUACAAGUGGUUUGCGAAUCAUUGCUGACACUGGUGAAACGGAGCACGAGCACGGGGAAAGUAGAAUUGCUUCAUGUGGAGAAGCUUAUGCUGAUGAAAAUACACCAACUAGUGUCAUGAGCUUGAAUAGAGUAUUAUCCCUUGAAGACAAAGACUGCAAUAAUAGUACAUUUUGUAAUUCCCAAGUCUAUGUUCAGGCUGCAGAGAUUGAGGACCUAAAGCAAGAUCGUUUGCGAUUGGCUGAAGAAAAGGACGGGCUUGAAGUUCAGAAUAGGAAAUUGGUAGAGGAAACGUCAUAUGCAAAAGAGUUGGCUGCGGCAGCAGCAGUUGAACUCAGAAACUUGGCUGAGGAAGUAACCAAGCUUUCUUAUGAAAAUGCAAAGGUGGCUGGUGAGCUGGCUGCUGCACGAGAGCUCCGAUGUCGAUCAACUUGUUGUCAGAGUCCUGCAUCAAAUAGUUUCAAGCAAAAUACUGUGAACGGAGGUCGACCUGAUUCCUACCCUAGAAGGCGAGAGGAUGAAAUUAUUUUUGAGGAGUUGGAGAAAGAACUUGAUGCAAGAUGCCAAAUGGAAGCUGCACUUAAAACAGUCCUAUCUGAAAGAGAUAAAGUAGAAGAUGAUCUAAGGAGGAGGCUAGAUGACGCGAAACGUCACGAGGAAGAUUUAGAAACUGAGCUUGCAAAUAUGUGGGUUCUUGUUGCAAAGUCGAGAAAGCCUAGCAACAAUGCGGAAGAGUCAUCUGAAGUGAUUCAUUUAGCAGAUACUACGCAAUCAAGAGUUAGAAAUGGGUUUUUACCAUCUAAUGGCCAUUCUGAUAUGUUUAAAGAUGAUGAAAUCUUCAAAAAGUCGGGAGGUUUAGAAGAUUUGAGAGCCAAGUAUCAGAAAGAAAAGAGAAAAUGCAAACAGCUAGAAAGCCAUAUCUCCAGAUUGAAGGGUGAAGAUAUUGCUGGUCUGGACGUGACAACUCUUGAAGAACUACAGAACUUCCACGUGGAGGCCAUUACAAAGAUUUGCCGCGCAAAGUGCCUAAAUAGUGUAUUGUAGCAUGCUGAGGCUGACCACCGUACAAAUGACAAACACUCCACUGACACAGUUCUAACAUUGCAGGUAGUAAGCGGUUCUUUAUUUUGUACAGUCGAGGAAAUAUUGACUAGAAAGUAGAAACAAUUUGUUUCUCACGAAGGGAAUUGACCAAGGAACUGCAAUUUUUUUGCAAGAAAAAAUGUUUGAGAAGCUGAAAAAAAAAAAUCCCAUUUGAGCAGUGAUAGAUUAUUAGAAUGCUUCGUUGUAAAUGAAAUUUCAUUCUAACAAAAAAUUAUCAUCAUUUGAAUGUGUAUUGGUAUAUAUACUCGGAAUCCAUAAUCUGUUCUGUAAUGUAGAUUAUAUUAAGAAGAUGACAAGGACUUCAAAAACCUUAAUAUAACCUAGCACAAGUAUUAUCUAUAGACAUAUAUAUAUUUGGAUGAACCCGCUUUUACUUUAAUUCUCUUUAUUUGCCUUCUUCCUCAGUGGAGCUAGCUUGUUAUUUGUAAAAAAAACCUGAAGAACAGCUGUUCUCUUCUGCUAUGCCAAAAUUAACUGCACAUGAUGG
Humulus lupulus (European hop) is the source of this 4145-nucleotide messenger RNA. RefSeq names its product kinesin-like protein KIN-7C, mitochondrial. The transcript is spliced from 26 exons. NCBI's taxonomy places the organism in Eukaryota, Viridiplantae, Streptophyta, Magnoliopsida, Rosales, Cannabaceae. Gene Ontology annotation, molecular function: ATP binding; microtubule motor activity; microtubule binding. The coding region runs from base 125 to 3598 and encodes 1157 amino acids. Gene Ontology annotation, biological process: microtubule-based movement. The record is from RefSeq and is a predicted model, not a curated record.